Molecule: messenger RNA, 1759 nt
Organism: Aquila chrysaetos chrysaetos
Lineage: Eukaryota; Metazoa; Chordata; Aves; Accipitriformes; Accipitridae
Product: synaptotagmin-4-like
Exons: 5
Coding region: 95-1420 (441 amino acids)
Biological process (GO): regulation of calcium ion-dependent exocytosis; cellular response to calcium ion; vesicle fusion
Cellular component (GO): synapse; axon
Molecular function (GO): clathrin binding; calcium-dependent phospholipid binding; calcium ion binding
Source: RefSeq, a predicted model, not a curated record
GUUUGGCUUUUCCCAGCUCCAACUUUUACCCAUGUGAGCUCAGCUGAGCCAGCUCAAGGACUCGCCUGUCCUCGCCUCUCACCUUAAAAGCCAGAUGCCCGAAGCAGUGCAUUCGCAGGUCUUCCUUGGCACAGGGCUGGCCCUGCUCUGCCUCAGCAUCCUCCUGGGUUGUGCCGUGUGCUGGCAGCGUUGGCGGUGCCCGGGCCCCCGCCUCGGCUGGGAGAGGGUGACAGUGGAACUGGGACCCGCUCUGCCCGCCGGGACGGUGCCGGUGCCUGUCCAGCAGCACUACAAGGAGGUGGCAGGAGAGAUGCUGAGUGCCCAGGUGGAAGAGGGAUCACCAGCAUCCCACCGGGGUUUGCUCCACAGCAGAGCCCCCUCGCCCAGCCUCCCCUUCUCCCCAAAGCCGGCAGGAGCGUGGCAACACUGCUGCACCAUCUCCAGAGCCAACCUCCUCUGCGAUGAGGAGAGCCCGCUGGUCCACCCCAUCCCGGGACCCCCCACACUGAAGCCCUCUGGCACCGGCCCCAAGCAGCGUCCCCGGCUCCACUGUGACUUGUCCUACUCACCGGCCGAGGCCACGCUCACCGUGACGGUCCUUGGCGUCUCCCACAUGCCCAAGGGGCUGCAGGGUGGCCGAGGCUCCUACGUCAAGGUGUACCUGCUGCCGCAGCUCCCGGUGCCCCGGUGCACGGCAUUGCAGCGCGGCAGCCUCCACCCUGCCCGCCGGGAGCCGUGCCGGUUCAGCCGGUACAGCCUGGAGGAGCUGAGGAGCUUCACCCUGCGGUUCGCUGUCUUUGCCAGGUUUCGCAGCCUCAAGGACUCCUUCGUGGGAGAGGUCCUCUUCCCCUGCGCUCAGGCCACCUGGGAACCCCAGGCGUCUUCUAGCUACAGCUGGGAGCUGUCAAGCACCAAAACCAAGCUCAGAAAGCGUCUCAGCGCCCACGACGCGAGCCGCAGCGUCCUCUCCUCCCCACCCAAAUCCCUCAGCCAGCUCUUCCUUCUCCUCCAGUACCAAGCUCUGGCCAGCCGCAUCAAGGUGCUGGUCUGCAAGGCAGAGCACCUGGGCCGGCUCUCCUGCAUGCCGGGAACGCCAGGCCACUACGUCAUCAUCCACCUUUACCACAAUGGCCACAUCAUUGACACCAAGGAGACCAAGUCCAUCACCGGCUACAACCCUGUCUGGAACAUGCCCUUCCUCUUCAACCUCCCCGCUGGGGACAUCCAGCAGCAAGAGCUGUCCUUGGAGUUCACCGUCAUCCAGGCUCGCAUCUACACCCGCAGCUCCCCACUGGGUCGCGUGCAGGUGGGUCCCCGCGCCCCUGGGGCCGGGCUGCUGCACUGGAGGGAGAUGUGCAGUCGGGGACAGCUGGAAUCGGCACGGUGGCACUGGAUCCAGCCCGAUGCCCUCAGAUCCUGAUCUUGCCCACAGCCCACGGGCAGGGCUCGCCCGGGACUCAGCUGCUCACAGGAGUGAGCGAAGGGGGAUCUCCGAGACUUGGAGAGGUGAGGUCUCGGGGGGCCACCACGGUGGUGGUAUCUAUUGCCCCUUCUAGCCCACCAUGACCAGUCCACCCUUUCCACCCAGUCCCACAGCAGCGAAGACCAUCACCAGACCCUUCCCAUCCCCACAGGCUGGCACACACCCCGCUUUGCUCCUCGGCGAGAAGAACCGCAAGGACUGGCCGAUAUCGACCCAAACCUGCCUGCGCCCAGUGCUAAAGGGCGUUUUUAAUUCAUCAGCAUUUUUAAUUAAUUG